Molecule: messenger RNA, 1505 nt
Organism: Sapajus apella (tufted capuchin)
Lineage: Eukaryota; Metazoa; Chordata; Mammalia; Primates; Cebidae
Gene: GALK1
Product: galactokinase 1
Exons: 8
Coding region: 115-1383 (422 amino acids)
Biological process (GO): galactose metabolic process; carbohydrate phosphorylation
Cellular component (GO): cytosol; cytoplasm
Molecular function (GO): galactokinase activity; ATP binding
Source: RefSeq, a predicted model, not a curated record
CACCCGCCACCCGGCAGCUGGAUUCCUACGGGAGUUGCGGGCGGGGGCGGGGCCGGCUGAGGUCUGGGGGCGGAGCGUCCGGGCGGGGCGGGGCGCGGCGCGGGGCGGGCGGGAAUGUGCGCACCCCAGCUCCUGGCUCCGACCGAGCAUCCCGCGCCGACGGAGCUUUGCCGGAGCAGCGGUUCCGAGCUGCCGAAGCGUAUCAUGGCUGCUUUGAGACAGCCCCAGGUCGCGGAGCUGCUGGCCGAGGCCCGGCGAGCCUUCCGGGAGGAGUUCGGGGCCGAGCCUGAGCUGGCAGUGUCGGCGCCGGGCCGCGUCAACCUCAUCGGGGAGCACACGGACUACAACCAGGGCCUAGUGCUGCCUAUGGCCCUGGAGCUCGUGACCGUGCUGGUGGGCAGCCCCCGCGAGGAUGGGCUGGUGUCUCUCCUCACCACUUCUGCAGAUGCUGAUGAGCCCCAGCGGCUGCAGUUUCCGCUGCCCACAGCCCAGCGCUCUCUGGAGCCUGGAACCCCUCAGUGGGCCAACUAUGUCAAGGGAGUGAUUCAGUACUACCCAGCUGCCCCCCUCCCUGGCUUCAGUGCAGUGCUGGUCAGCUCAGUGCCCCUGGGGGGUGGCCUCUCCAGCUCAGCAUCCUUGGAAGUGGCCAUGUACACCUUUCUCCAGCAGCUACGUCCAGACUCAGGCACCGUGGCUGCCCGUGCCCAGGUGUGUCAGCGGGCCGAGCACAGCUUCGCAGGGGUUCCCUGUGGCAUCAUGGACCAGCUCAUCUCACUGAUGGGGCAGAGAGGCCACGCGCUGCUCAUUGACUGCAGGUCCUUGGAGACAAGCCUGGUGCCACUCUCGGACCCCAAGCUGGCCGUGCUCAUCACCAACUCCAACGUCCACCACUCCCUGAGCUCCAGCGAGUACCAUGUGCGGCGGCGCCAGUGUGAGGAAGUGGCCCGGGCGCUGGGCAAGGAAAGCCUCCGGGAGGUGCAGAUGGAAGAGCUGGAGGCUGCCAGGGACCUGGUGAGCAAGGAGGGCUUCCGGCGGGCCCGCCACGUGGUGGGGGAGAUUCGGCGCACAGCCCAGGCAGCAGCCGCCCUGAAGCGCGGGGACUACAGAGGCUUCGGCCGCCUCAUGGUGGAGAGCCACCGCUCGCUCAGAGACGACUACCAGGUGAGCUGCCCGGAGCUGGACCAGCUGGUGGAGGCCGCGCUCGCUGUGCCUGGGGUUUAUGGCAGCCGCAUGACGGGCGGUGGCUUUGGUGGAUGCACGGUGACACUGCUGGAGGCCUCAUCUACUCCCCAGGCCAUGCAGCAUAUCCAGGAGCAGUACAGCGGGACCGCCACCUUCUACCUCUCUCAAGCAGCCGAUGGAGCCAAGGUGCUGCCCUUGUGAGGUGCCCCCAGGACCGCACGCAGUGGGGAUGCAGGGCCUGCAGGCCAGUCCCACAGCUCUGUGCUAGUGCCACCUUCCAUAUCUGGGUGCUCAAUAAACUUGUGCCUCCAGCGUGGAACCUG